Molecule: messenger RNA, 929 nt
Organism: Acaulospora colombiana
Lineage: Eukaryota; Fungi; Glomeromycota; Glomeromycetes; Diversisporales; Acaulosporaceae
Source: the annotation of a GenBank genome assembly
UUUCUUCUCGUCACUCGCCUCUAAAAUUGAUUUCAUUUAGGGUCAAUCGAGUUUUUUGCGAGAUAUGUACUCCAUACGUGUAUCAAGAAAUGAACCUCCUCGAGCCCGUCGACAAUCGAACCCAUCACAUCGCCCGGCUGUACGGUAGACACGUCCGUGCUAUUCGCGUCUUCCUAGGCACACGAAAGAGCAAGAAGACCGGCGCCGAUAGUAGCGACUGUCCUAGCGACGUUCCGCGGAGUGUGGACAUUUACUCUUUCUGCCUAGAAACCCAGUAUAUAGCUUUCUACCACGCCCACGCGACGAUGUACAGCCAAUUUCAAGCGUAUAAGGAAAGAUCAAUCGCACAUAUGUCGUUUCUCCUGCAUCUUGAAAAGUUGGACACCAUCGGCGUCCACUUUUUACAAGAAAAAAUUGAUUGGAUGAUGGAUCAAGUAGAAUUUAUCGCUCGCCAAGUUCUCACAAUAGCUUCAUCAGAUCGAGCCAGUCGCAUCAAAAGACUGGAACUCUCCAUACCCACCUUGAAGGCUUGUGCCGAAGACUUGCGAACUAAGUUUACCUCUCUCGAGCAUCUUUCGAUACAUACGAGCCCCAUACCGUAUUAUCUCUCCAACGUUUCUCGUCCAGAAGCAUUGGAUUGGUCCGCCUACAGCAAACUCACAACCAUGAGCCUCUCUCGUUCCCGACACGACUCGACAAAUUACACCCGCAAAGUUCCCGAAAUGGUUCGACAAAUUCCGUCCCUACAAGAGCUCUUCAUAUCCGAUGUAGCGGCGAUCAACGAGGAGGAAACGGUAGCAGUGAGACCGGUCGGGUGGAGUCAUUUACCAGACGAGUGGUGGAAUCAACGGAAACCCCUACGAUACCUUGACAUUGAGGCAGCUCUCAACGGGACCAUUUACUACCUCAGCGCCAUCCCCGUCGACAAG